Molecule: messenger RNA, 877 nt
Organism: Aspergillus calidoustus
Lineage: Eukaryota; Fungi; Ascomycota; Eurotiomycetes; Eurotiales; Aspergillaceae
Source: the annotation of a GenBank genome assembly
AUGGCGCCGCAGACCCCAUCAAAUCCAGACGAGGUGCUCGUGAUUCGAAAUGUCACCCCCAACAUCGUCACCCUCAGCCUACCGUUUUCGCCGUUUGGGGGUGUCAAAUUUGGAGGGAGGGGGACGUUGGUCCGCCUAGUAACAGGCUCAAUCGCCGUCUUCUCCCCGGUCCCUCUAACCCCCCUCGUACACGAAGCGAUCGCGAGUCUAGGCGGCCAAAUCAAAUACAUCGCCGCGCUAAACAUUGAACACCACCUGAACCUAACAGCCUGGAAAGACGCCUUCCCCGCCGCCGAAAUCAUCGCGCCGGAGGGACUCUGGGAGAAACGGCAGGCCGUGGCCGAGUUCAAGGAUACGGCGUUUACGCAUGUUUUCCGCAAGGACGAUCAUGAACCUCCCAAAAUCUCAGACGAGUUCAGCGCGGAAUUCGUCGUUGAGUAUGUCCACGGCCACCAGUCAAAGGAACUCGUCUUCCUGCACACUCCAUCCAAAACACUCAUCGAAGCAGACCUCGUUCUGAACCUCCCCGCGACAGAACAAUACUCGCGCACAGGCGAAAGCGCCGCAUCGGGUCUUCUGAACAGACUCUUAAAACCACUAGCCUCGACGGAGAUGUCGGCGUUUUGGCAGAAGAAGUAUGUCUGGCAUGUUUCGGCAAUGGCGGACCGCAAGGCAUUUGGGGCGUCGGUGCGAAGAAUUGCGGCGUGGGAGUUUGACCGUAUCAUUCCGUGUCAUGGGGAUGUUAUUGAGGGUAAUGCGAGAGAGGUGUUUCUUACUGUUAUGGAGAGGUUUCUGACUGCUUUCUGAUUGCUUUUGCACUUUGGGAGUUUUGCCUUGGUAGAUAUGGAUAAUGGGUGUCUGUCGAGAGGAAUCACAG